Molecule: messenger RNA, 2308 nt
Organism: Vigna angularis (adzuki bean)
Lineage: Eukaryota; Viridiplantae; Streptophyta; Magnoliopsida; Fabales; Fabaceae
Exons: 17
Coding region: 155-2209 (684 amino acids)
Biological process (GO): carbohydrate metabolic process
Molecular function (GO): catalytic activity; carbohydrate binding
Source: RefSeq, a predicted model, not a curated record
CAUUAGAAACGGAACGGAGAUUAAGGAUUAGACAAAGUGUUCCGAAGGUAAAAGACGCUCGGGAUAUUGUUCUGCUGGCCGCCCUCAUCUCCCGUCAUUUUGUAUUUCACUAGGAAAUACAUUUCUGAUUCUGUAAGGUUCACCUUAUUGAGAGAUGAAGGGGAAGAGCCAAAAGGUUUUCUUGCUUUUCUGGUUUGGAAUGACCCUACGCUUGUUUUUCUUACUCGGUGCCUGUUGCGAGAAGACAACAAGAAAAACUAUGAGGCAAAGCCCCCCCACUCAACAGACAACUUCUAAGUCUGGGGUCAUUCUGAAUACAAAGAACAGUCAACAGGUGGUGGUUGACAAUGGCAUUGUUUCCAUCAAUUUUUCAAGACCUAAGGGUUACACCCUUGGAAUGUCAUACAAAGGAAUUGACAAUAUACUCGAAGACGAUAACGAAGAACAAGAUAGAGGGUACCUUGAUGUCGUUUGGAAUAUGCCACCAUCAAAGAAUAGUACUUUUGAGAGAAUCUUCGGGACAAAUUUUACGGUUAUAGCAAAUGACGACAAUAUCGUUGAGCUCUCAUUUUUAAGAACAUGGAAUUCGUCCAUGAAAGGCUCGAGUGUCCCUAUGAACAUUGACAUAAGAUACAUUUUGCGAAGUGGUGAUUCCGGAUUUUAUGCAUAUGCAAUAUUUGAUCGUCCUGAAGGAUGGCCUGCGGUGGAGAUUGACCAAAUUAGGAUCGUUUUCAAACUCCAAUCCAAAUUCAACUAUAUGGCAAUAUCGGAUGAAAGGCAAAGAAACAUGCCAACGAAGAAAGAUAGAGAAACUGGUCAAGAAUUGGCAUACCCCGAAGCAGUUCUGUUAACGAAACCAGCCAAUCCAGAAUUUAGAGGAGAGGUGGAUGACAAAUACCAGUACUCAAGUGAAAACAAGGAUAGCACUGUUCAUGGAUGGGUGAGUGUUGAUGCCGAUGCACCCGUGGGUUUCUGGAUGAUAACCCCAAGCAACGAGUUCCGCAAUGCUGGCCCCAUCAAGCAAGACCUUACUUCACAUGUUGGCCCCAUUACCCUCUCGAUGUUUGUGAGCACUCACUAUGCUGGCAAGGAGUCAACCAUGUCCUUUAAAGAAGGGGAGACUUACAAAAAAGUUUUCGGCCCUGCGUUCGUCUACGUUAACUCUGCUUCAGGCGAGGAUGGUACACUAUCCCUCUGGUCAGACGCUGUGCAGCAGCAAGCCAAAGAAGUCAGAAGUUGGCCGUACGAAUUUCCUAAAUCUGUGGAUUUCGUUCCACCCAGUCAAAGGGGAAUAGUUUUGGGAAGAUUACUAGUGAAAGAUAGUUACUACAGAGGAGGUAAAGUUGUGUAUGCUGACAAUGCUUACGUUGGCCUAGCUUUACCUGGAGAAACAGGGUCAUGGCAAAAAGAAAGCAAGGGCUAUCAGUUCUGGACUCAAGCUGAUACAAAGGGUUUUUUCCUGAUAAAUAAUAUUGUGCCCGGUGACUAUAAUUUGUAUGCAUGGGUUCCUGGCUUCAUUGGUGAUUACAGAUAUAAUGUUACAAUCACCAUCAAAAAGGGAGGAGUCAUCACAUUGGAUUCACUUGUGUUUGUUCCACCAAGAAGUGGACCAACCUUGUGGGAAAUUGGGUUCCCAGAUCGCACGGCUGCAGAAUUCUAUAUACCAGACCCUUACCCUACGCUCAUGAAUAAAUUAUACAACAAAAAGCCCAAUGACAAGUUUAGGCAAUAUGGGUUGUGGGAUCGUUACACUGAUUUAUAUCCAAAUGAUGAUCUUGUUUUCACUGUUGGUAAAAGCAAGUAUGACAAGGAUUGGUUUUUCGCUCACGUUUCAAGAAACGCAGGAAACAAGACAUUCCAGCCAACGACAUGGCAGAUUGUAUUUGAUCAUCCAAAUGAAGUAGAAAAAGGAAACUACACAUUGCAACUGGCAUUGGCAUGUACCAGUGAUGCUAACCUGCAGAUUCGUUUCAAUGACGCUGGAGCAAAAAACCCAGACUUUGGAACUGGGAAAAUCGGAGCAGAUAGUGCGAUAGCAAGGCAUGGUGUGCAUGGUUUGCAUAGGCUAUUCAGCAUCGGUGUAAAAAGUAGUCGAAUUGUAAAAGGAAAGAACACGAUCUAUUUGAAGCAGGCAAGAGCCAAGAAUGCUUAUCAAGGAGUAAUGUAUGAUUAUAUCCGUUUAGAAGGACCUCCAUCGACAGGGAAAUGAUUUUGUCCGACUGUCGUUCACCACAGGGUGAAAAUAGCACUGUACAUAGAAUUUAGCCAUUUGGUUGUCUUCUUUCAUCUUUACAGCCACUUUUGGAUC